AUGUUGUUGCAGAAGACGCGAUCGUCUUCCCAGAACAUUUUCGCAUUUCCAAUGAAAGCUCCAGAACAUCGUUUCAGCGUUCACAAGUCGGUGAUCAAGAAGUGCAAUGAACUUGGUCUCCAUCAGCAUGGAUACUUUGUCAAACGCGACCUACUUUUUCUCACUGAAAGAGAAAGUAGAAUCCGCGAGGAGCUGCUAAGGACCUCAGUGAGUCCGGACAAUCGAUUCGAAUUCAAGGUGCCCUGCAAGAUGAUGCGUCAUUGGAAGGUCUAUCGACAAGAUGUCAUCUUUCCUCACCAUCGUGAGCGUGUAGAUUGUGUCCUUCUCCUUGGACAGCAACCUAACGAAGCGACCAUCGAAGAUGCACACGGGUCUGAAUCGCAGUGCGAAAGCAAUUUGAAUAAGGUAAAUCUGCUACCUAAUAGUCAUCAGUAG
Rodentolepis nana is the source of this 435-nucleotide messenger RNA. NCBI's taxonomy places the organism in Eukaryota, Metazoa, Platyhelminthes, Cestoda, Cyclophyllidea, Hymenolepididae. The record is from the annotation of a GenBank genome assembly.